AUGCUAAACUCAGUCAUCGUUUGCUGGUGGACCUUUAUUAUGGUCCAAGUGGCAUCUGGCCUUGUUCGCACAAACCGCAUGGAAGACUCCCGUCCCAGUCUGAGGAGAUCAGAGGCAGCCUUCUUUUCUGACCUGGGCUCAGUGCCUGGAGCAGAUUCUGUGCGGCUUGGUGCUGAUUCUGUAGAAGAACAACUGAUGGAGGAUCCAGUAUCUUAUGAUGAAUAUCCACAGGAUGUCGCUGAAGCCGCGGUACAGUUGCAAAGGAGAGGCACGCGUUCCCCAGGUCGCUGUAUUCCACACCAACAGUCCUGCCUUGGUCAUCAACUCCCCUGCUGUGACGCGUGUGACACCUGCUAUUGUCGUUUCUUCAAAGCGUUCUGCUACUGCCGCAGCAUGGACCACACCUGCAAGCAUGGACGAGCCUAG
Messenger RNA from Chanos chanos (milkfish), 426 nucleotides. It is a transcript of the gene agrp, whose product is annotated as agouti related neuropeptide. Gene Ontology annotation, biological process: adult feeding behavior; hormone-mediated signaling pathway; neuropeptide signaling pathway. The coding region runs from base 1 to 426 and encodes 141 amino acids. Gene Ontology annotation, cellular component: extracellular region. The record is from RefSeq and is a predicted model, not a curated record. Lineage: Eukaryota; Metazoa; Chordata; Actinopteri; Gonorynchiformes; Chanidae. Gene Ontology annotation, molecular function: neuropeptide hormone activity; type 1 melanocortin receptor binding. The transcript has 3 exons.